This is a messenger RNA of Amborella trichopoda, 1528 nucleotides long. NCBI's taxonomy places the organism in Eukaryota, Viridiplantae, Streptophyta, Magnoliopsida, Amborellales, Amborellaceae. The record is from RefSeq and is a predicted model, not a curated record.
AGUAUUUUUCAACAAGAGAGUAGUUUGCUAUGUAUCAAACCUUCUCCAUCAAAUGAUAGAGUGAGGGAAACAAACGAUGCUCUUGUAGGGUUCCUGAGUUCCGGGUUUUCUGGUAAGAUUGUAGUUGACGUAUUGUCUUGACUCCUUCGGUACUAAAACCUCUCAACUUUUCUUUGCUACUGGUUUCCCUCUACCUGUUAAGCUUUUCUGAUAUCAUAUGCUCCUCCAUAUAUUUGACCAUCGAUACCUCAUCUUUUCAUUUGAAUAACGUGUCAAACUUCCACUCUGUUCAUUCUACUUGUUUAGGGGGUGAGGGAAGGCUAUAAUAUCAUUUGUCUUUGAAGCCUAUCCAUAUUCUUUAUCACAUUUGAUUCUAUAUGUACCUACCCUCUCUCUGUCUCUCUCUCAUCCAACAUGUCAAAUGAUUGGUCACAUGGCGAGGUCCUAAAAGCCGUCUUCCCUCUCCUUGAUGGUUCCGACCUUGCAUCAUGCAUGUGCGUUUGCAAGCAAUGGAGGGACACAGCCAAAGAUGACUACCUAUGGCGUUGCCUAUGUGCCAAAAAGUGGCCCUCAAUUUGCAAGAAGCCCCAACCCCCCUCCACAACUUACCACCAUCUCUUCAGAACCUUCUCGAAACAAACUCGAAGCCGCCCUCUUCCCCCUCCUAAACUGACCUUCCAUGACUUAGAAUUUUUCAUUGACCUUUGGUCAAAUGACCAACUAGUCUUCUCGGAAGCCAUUGCAGGUCCCAUCCUCAGGCAAGGGAUAGAGGUCCCACCUCAAGGAAUAUGUGAGCCCAUGAGGUCCCACUUAGAGGGACCCACGUACAAAAUGGCCACAUCAGUGAAGUCUAGGUUUUCUAUGCUUGAUGGAGAUGAGGCUCGAGCAUCAGUGCUUGUGAGCCGUAAAGAUACUAAUAAGAUCGCUUGUAUUAUAGAGAAUUCUAGGUUUGAUUAUGUUGAUAGAACUGCUUUUAGAGCCUUGGCCUUUGACUACUUACAAUUCUCGCCUUUGUACCCGUUUGUGUCGGAGUCUAGGGCGUGGUUGUCUUUGCUUUUGGUGGAGUCUUGUGGAGGAAAGGUUGAUGUUUUCGGAAUUGAGAUGGACUUUUGUGACACUGCAAAUUCUGAGGAGGAGGUCUUGUGGUUGUUAGACAUGCUUGAAUGGAAGUGAGGGAAAUUGAGUAUGUUGGGCUUGUUCAUGUUAUUGGAAUAAGAACUGUGGGAUGGUUGUGCAGUGAAUUGGUCUCUUUCUCACACACACACACACACACACAUGCACACACUCUGUUUAUGUUAUUGGAAUAAGAACUCUGGAUGGUUGUCUCUCUCUCUCGCUCCCUGUAGGGUGGGGUCAAAUGUAGUGUUGUGGUGGGUCCCUCCUUUUCUUUUCAUUUUUUUAUUUACUGCCUUUGUACAGUUGAAACAUAAAGCAAUCAAGGACUUAUCUGUAUUUGUUCUGCUUAUCAGUUGCAUACGACUUGUGAUUCUGACUGACCAUUUGUUAUACAUGAUGUUCAUUGGUGUUA